GGGGGAUUUUAGAGAGAGCAAAGACAAGGACCGCAGACAUUGCGGUAGCAUGUUUCGAAUAUAUUUUUUGGGGAAGUUUUCGGAUUUAAUAAUCUUGUAGACUUUAAUUGAAUAUAGACGGUUCAUGAGUAGCCUUGGCAUUUUCUAUUUCAAGCUUAGAUAAUCGCGAAGUUUGUGUUAAACUGUUAAAAGGUCUUCAUUCAUUGAAACGUAAAGUGACUUACCAUGGCAGCCAUUUUGGGAUAGCCUGGGUGUUGUCAAAAUAUUAAGUUCUUGGUGUUUCCUUUGAUUUUGCAAUUACACGAAGUCUCUCGCAGUAAAGUUAGUUAAUUUAGUGCUAGUGUUUUAUUUAAAAGCAGCCCAAAAUGGCUACGGAUCGUGAGCGUGAGAUGGCUGCAGAAGACAGUAUAAAAGUGGUCUGCAGGUUCAGGCCAUUAAACGACUCAGAAGAAAAAGCUGGCUCUAAAUUUGUCGUCAAGUUUCCCUCUGGACCAGAUGAAAACUGCAUAUCAAUUGGAGGAAAAGUGUACCUUUUUGACAAGGUCUUCAAACCUAAUGCCACUCAAGAGAAGGUGUAUACAGAAGCAGCAAAAUCAAUCGUCACAGAUGUACUUUGUGGCUACAAUGGCACUAUAUUUGCUUAUGGUCAAACAUCUUCUGGUAAAACCCAUACGAUGGAGGGAGUGAUAGGGGAUGCUGGAAAGCAGGGCAUAAUUCCUCGAAUUGUGAAUGACAUUUUUAACCAUAUCUAUGGUAUGGAAGAAAAUCUCGAGUUCCAUAUUAAGGUUUCAUAUUUUGAAAUCUACAUGGAUAAAAUCAGAGAUUUAUUAGAUGUAUCCAAGGUUAAUCUUAGUGUCCAUGAAGACAAGAACAGAGUUCCAUUUGUCAAAGGUGCAACUGAGCGAUUUGUAUCCAGCCCUGAGGAAGUUUUUGAAGUUAUAGAGGAAGGAAAAUCUAACCGGCACAUUGCUGUUACCAACAUGAAUGAACACAGUUCUAGAAGUCACAGUGUAUUCCUUAUCAAUGUCAAACAAGAAAAUUUGGAAAAUGAGAAGAAACUUUCAGGAAAAUUAUAUUUAGUUGAUUUGGCUGGUAGUGAAAAGGUCAGCAAAACUGGAGCAGAAGGAACAGUUCUUGAUGAAGCCAAGAACAUCAAUAAAUCUCUCUCUGCCUUGGGAAACGUAAUUUCAGCUUUAGCUGAUGGCAACAAAACUCAUAUCCCAUAUCGAGAUUCUAAGCUUACACGUAUCCUGCAAGAAUCAUUGGGAGGAAAUGCACGAACCACUAUAAUCAUCUGUUGUUCUCCCGCGUCCUUCAAUGAAUCUGAAACCAAAUCAACACUGGAUUUCGGAAAGCGUGCAAAGACCAUUAAGAAUGUGGUGACAGUUAAUGAAGAACUUACAGCUGAAGAAUGGAAGAGGCGCUAUGAGAAGGAGAAGGAGCGAACAGGACGACUGAAGGGAAAAGUGGAGAAACUUGAGUUGGAGCUUAGCAGGUGGCGAUCUGGGGAAACUGUUAACCCUGAUGAGCAGGUGAAUCUUCAAGAGCCUAUAGAAGCAGUGACUCCCAUUGCAGCUGCCCCUGAGCCUAAGAAAGAUGUCCUUCUUGGUCCUAUACCUGCCACCCCUGGGGGUGGUAUAAUGAUUGGUUCUCUGUCCAAUGAGGAACGUCAAAAGUUGGAAGAAGAAAGAGAAAGGCUUUACCAGCAGCUUGAUGAGAAAGAUGAGGAAAUAAACCAGCAUUCUCAAUUUGUCGAGAAGCUGAAGGAGCAGAUGAUGGAACAAGAGGAACUGAUUGCUAGCACACGCAAAGAUUAUGAACUGCUGCAGCAUGAAAUGAAUCGUAUCCAACAAGAAAAUGAAUCUGCCAAAGAGGAAGUCAAAGAAGUCCUCCAAGCUUUGGAAGAGCUUGCUGUUAACUAUGAUCAAAAGAGCCAAGAAGUGGAAACCAAAAAUAAAGAGUACGAAAGCCUAACUGAAGAACUAAUGCAAAAGCAAUCUUCCCUAAACACAACAUCCUCUGAGCUCCAGCAACUUAAAGACAUGUCCACACAUCAACGCCGCCGCAUUACUGAAAUGCUAACAAACUUGUUGAAAGACUUAACAGAAAUUGGAGUUUCUAUUGGAAGUGAAGGAGAUCUUAAAAUGAAUCCUGAUAGCAAUAAUAAACUGGAAGAGGAGUUUACUGUUGCACGCUUAUACAUCUCAAAGAUGAAAUCUGAAGUGAAAAAUCUGGUCACACGCUGUCAAAAUCUGGAGUCCACUCAGACAGACAGCAAUAAAAAGGUGACUGAGUAUGAGAAGGAUUUGGCAGAGUGUAGACUUCAUAUAUCACAACUAGAUGCCAGAAUUAAGACUCUUCAAGAAACCAUGCGAGAAGCUGAGAAUAAGAAACGCACUUUGGAAGAAGAAGUUGACAUGCUGAGGGAAGAUAAUGCCAAGAUGAAGGCUGCUGAACAAGUUCAAGCUGUAUCUAAUAAGGACAAAGCAGAAGAACAAAUUGAAGUAAACAAAGCUCGCUUAGCAUUAGAAGAGCAAAUGGAUCACCUUCGGGAUGCUCAUCAAAAGCAGGUUGGAUCUCUUCGUGAUGAAGUAAUGGAGAAACAAACACUUAUCACAGAGCUGAAGGAUGAAAAUCAAAGAUAUUCACUUGCUCAUGAGCAACUUAAGCAAGAAUAUGAGAAGCUCAAGAAAGAGGAAGAGGAAAAGAGCCAGAAAUUGCAAGAACUAAUACUUUCUAAUGAACGUAGAGAAGAGGCUCGCAAAGAUCUCAAAGGACUCGAGGACACAGUAGCGAAAGAACUCCAGACAUUGCACAAUUUACGCAAGCUAUUUGUGCAAGAUUUGCAAGCCCGCAUUAAAAAGUCUGCAAAUACGGAUGAAAAUGAAGAUGAUGGAGGAUCUCUAGCUCAGAAGCAGAAAAUCAGCUUCCUUGAAAACAAUCUUGACCAACUCACUAAAGUCCACAAGCAGCUUGUUCGUGACAAUGCUGACUUGCGUUGUGAGUUGCCAAAACUUGAGAAGCGUCUUCGUACCACAAUGGAGCGAGUGAAGGCCUUGGAGACUGCCUUAAAAGAAGCGAAGGAAGGUGCUAUGCGGGACCGAAAACGUUAUCAGAGUGAAGUGGACCGAAUUAAGGAAGCUGUGCGCCAGAAGAAUCUUGCAAGGAGAGGAAAUAGUGCUCAGAUAGCCAAACCUAUUCGUGCGGGUCAGCAUCAUAUGACUGGAGCUCCUGGUAGCAUCAGACCACAAGCACACAUGGUGACUAGCCGAAUUCUGCCAGAUGACGGUGCUCCUAAGAAGAAAACUGUGUUGUCUGGAGGUGCAACUCGAGAGAUGGAAAGCUGAGGAUAAGCUUAGGAUUCAUCCUAUUAUUCCACUUCAAAUAUUGCAACAUUAUGCUGUAUUCAUCACACAUGCAUUCACAUGUCAUUAUCAAUGUGAAUCCAAGUGUGCAGUUCUUGCUGAAAGCAGCAUUUUUGUGCACUGUGAUCUCUCGCCGCCAAAAUGCUGCUUGGCGUGGCCAAUUAAUAACAAGUGUUAAUUAUUUGGUUUCUUUGACAUAAACUGGCAUGUCAACUUUAAUUUUCUUCUAAAUUAAUUCAAGCCCAAAUGUUGUGUCAUUUCAGGCUUGAGGGUCUAUGUUGCUCUUUGCUGACUUUGUUGCUUUGCUUUGUCAGUUGCAAUUAUUUUGUAGAGUGCCUACUUCUGAAAUGCUGUUAUUUUAAAUGCUUUGAACUUCUUGUCGAGCACUGUAGGUUGAGGGAGAAGGGGUUUAUUUGUCACGAAUGUUGAAGGAUCAAACAUUGUGUAGUGACUAACGAUCCGACAUUUUGAUACCAGAAUGGCACUCUGUGAAAGUUUACCUUUUGUCUAAUCCAAAGAAAAGUAACCAUUAUGUCUUGUGAUAACAUUUUUGUGAAGUAAUUAUGAGUGCUCCUCCCAUGCUGCUCACUGUCAGCAAUUCAAGGCUAUCCCUAGACAAUGAAUUUAGCUCUGAUCCCUUUUGUAAUACAUUUUGUAUCUUAUUUCAAAAACAACAAAAAAAGCUCUGCUUUUGGCAUGAUGAUGUGCUAAGCAAUGUAGGGGAUGGUUUUUUUACAUGCUUUUAAUUUAAGGUUUCUCUUUGGUUUCAAAGAAAGCACACUUCCCCAGUAAAUAUGAUAUUUUUAAUUAUAUUGUGCACAAUGAAAGCUGUAUAAUAUGUGUAUAAAGCAGUACUCCUUUUUUAUAGUCGUACACUGGCUGUUCGCCAGCAGUGUUCUGACUUUUGAUCAAUUAUCUGCAAAAGCCAAAAAUUAUCAGGUUUGUUUUUAAUGAAUGUUUCAUGUUUCUAUGAAUAAAGUAAUUUAUUGCAAAUUUUUCAAAACAAUAAUUUAAAACUGCUUUCUUUCUUUUAAAGGAUUCCAUAUUACUAAACUGCAUGGCAUUUAAUUGUUUAAUUAUCUAACAAUCCAGUUUUGAUCAAGUGGACCAUAUACUUGCAUUGAUACUUCCUUGUUGAAGUAACAUGAAUACACUUUUGUAAAUACCUGAUGAUUCCAUGGUUUUACCUCCUUUUGAAGUGCUGAACAUUCUGUUAAUUAACUUUUCUUCCAAGAUUUAGACCUGAAGUGUAAUAGGCUAAAAAGAUCAAAAUUGCAAACCUACCCCCCAUCCUCCCCCUUUAAAAAAGUCACGAAAGACAAAAGAUACAGUACUUACUUGUGAAUAUCAGGUGCUGUGCUAGCUCUGCUAGUUAUUUCCCUAUGAACAUUGUCAUCUUUCCUGAUUGUGACAUUGUGAUCUAGCUUCCCAUGGUUCUAUAUUUGCUAUUACUUUGGACUAAAAGAAUAGGUUCAUUUGAUUGUGUAAUCUAUUCUUCAAACCCUUAGUUCGAUGAGAGUUUGUUUGGAACAUGAUGUGCUCUGCUGAUUUCUUGGCUUAAUCUUAAAUGCUUAAUUGAUUAAGCAGGCUCAGAUUUUGUUAUAGAUCUAUAGAAGUGUUCCCAGUUAUGUGUCAGUCUUUAGUUCAAAGAUGGACCAACCAGUGAGGCCUGGUGCUUUAAAUGGCUUUAAAUUUUACCCAUGUUUUGAGUUUGUGCUUCUGUUUGUUUUCUUGGGAUCUCAAAAUAGUUUUUUAGACGAUUCCAAGUGUUCUGAUUAGCUUUCUACCUUUCUUCACCUUUUACCUCUUUCUUAAUGUCUGACUCAUUAUUUAUAUUAUGCUCCCCUUUAAUUUGGAUGACUUUUACCUUAUAUUAAAUGUUUUCAAUUGAUUAUAUGAGCAGUUCAUUUUAAAACUAUAACUUUCUUGAUCCAUAUUGUAAAGGAAAAGAGCACCUAAAGCUUCUUUGUUUUAUGGGCGCCAUUGCAAUUUGGGAGGAUUUGUGAGAUGCAGAUUGUGUUCUUGUUCACCAUAAUAGUUGAAUUUUCUGCCUCCAAGGUACUGUUCAGCUUUACAACCAUGGUAAUAUGGUAGACAUCUCUUGAUUGUUUUUCCUAUUAACAGCUAGAUAGGAGGCGGUGUAUGGUGGUGCGGUUUUAGAUUAAGUAUUUUUGGUGUAGGAGGUUCUUUUCCCUUCUACAUCAGCACUGACUGAUAUUCAGAAUGCACUAUCUUUCAUGACCUAUUAUUCUUUUCUUUUGUAAUUUGAAGAAGUCAGGAGUACAGUUUAGCUUCAAUGCUAAGCAUUUGUCACUGCUGACAGGAUUUGUAAGGACGAAGCAUGAACUUGUAUCCUUACAUUGAUUAAAAUUUGGAGACAUUUCAAUUUGUGGUGCUGUGAAUUGGGUUUUGAAUUCUGUGCUGACAGUCAGUUAGCACUACAGAUGUGCAACCUUACUUCACAACAAGGAAUGUGAUCAGUAUUCCAAAGAAAUGAUAAUGGUGUUGACGUUACAGAUGACUUAUUGUUUGUUUGUUUUUAAAUCUAUGGUUGUAUUUAUUUUGCUGCAAUUCAGCAUCAUCCAUUUCCCUGAUUGUAAAUUUCAUAUUUAUCAACUUCUAAGUUUUUUUUUUUUUUUUUUUUUUGAAAAUUUUUAGUUACUUCAGUAAUGUAAUAGUGCUGUGGUAUUUUGUAGACUUGCUUAUCCCCCCCCCUUUUUUUGCUUGGAUUUAUCCUUGAGUUCUGUGUAUUUUAUGUGAUUUGACCAUAAUUAAUUAUUGUGUUUUCAAUUGGUGCUUUCAUUGUAUGCUUUUACGUAGACUUUAAUGGUACGUAAUUUAUCAAAAUUAACAGUGAUUCACUGUCUGGUCUUUCAAUAGAUUCUUUGGUUCAAUUUUAUUUAUUUUGAUCAGUGGAGCAUUUUCGUUUGCAAAUGUUAUCAAAUCAAAGUACUGUACUGUUUCUAGAGUGGACAAACUCUGCUAUUAAAAAUUGGUAACUCUCUGUAGUACUUUAACUAGGAAUUGACUGUCAUGCUGCAAGGCAGGCCUGAACCUGACCUGGGUUUCUUUCCAUCUCCUUGCAUGUAUAUUUACAAAUUAGCACUCAGAACACAGCACCAUACCCCCAUAAAUUGUUAGUUUGUGAUUUCACUUCAUGGCAAUUGAAUUAUUAUUUUAGUAUCUUUGUUGUUGAUUGGAACAGCUUAUUUUCAUGCUUGAAUUCUAUUUUGUGAAUUUAGAGGGGAAGAAAGCUUUGGAUCCGCACUGCUAUGGGACUGAUGGAAUUGGUCAUUCGUGGCUAUUUUGGAAUGUAUGUUGGAAUGCACCAGCGGAUAAUCCGCACUAUUCCUGCACUGCUCUUAAGUCUGUGGUAUUUAUUUUUUAAGGCAUGUAUCAUGAAUGAUAGUUUCAAAUUUUGUACUGUCCUUUCUUUUAAUUUUUUUGAGUUUGUGGAGAACUUAAGACAGGGUCCUCAAAGUUCAUGAGGUAACAUGACCUUGUACAUUUAGAGUUAAUUUAUUUCAUAUAUGUUUAAUUAUUCUUUAUUUAUGUUAAUUUCUGUUUCAGUUGUAAAAGUUUAUAACAUGUGCUUUUACUGACAACUUUUCAUUUUUUCCCCUGAAUGAUGUAAAUUUUAUCCCAAUCAUCAAAGCUUUUUCUUUAUUAUUUGUUAUUUAGAAGAAGUGCGAUGCUGCUGUGUGAAUGUGUGUGGAGCUAUUCCAACCUACAGAUUAAAUUAUUAGGCUUUUGCA
Frankliniella occidentalis (western flower thrips) is the source of this 7120-nucleotide messenger RNA. It is a transcript of the gene Khc, whose product is annotated as kinesin heavy chain. NCBI's taxonomy places the organism in Eukaryota, Metazoa, Arthropoda, Insecta, Thysanoptera, Thripidae. The transcript has 18 exons. Gene Ontology annotation, molecular function: ATP binding; microtubule binding; microtubule motor activity. The record is from RefSeq and is a predicted model, not a curated record. Gene Ontology annotation, biological process: microtubule-based movement. Bases 366 to 3347 code for a protein of 993 amino acids.